Maniola jurtina (meadow brown) is the source of this 2396-nucleotide messenger RNA. RefSeq lists its product as uncharacterized. Bases 97 to 573 code for a protein of 158 amino acids. The transcript is spliced from 4 exons. NCBI's taxonomy places the organism in Eukaryota, Metazoa, Arthropoda, Insecta, Lepidoptera, Nymphalidae. Gene Ontology annotation, biological process: positive regulation of voltage-gated potassium channel activity; sleep; regulation of synaptic transmission, cholinergic. The record is from RefSeq and is a predicted model, not a curated record.
UGUCGGUGAGAGCGUCGGCGUCUCAGUCCCUACAACACGUCGCGAGAGUUCGCCCGUAUAUUAACUUGAAGUCCUGUCGAUAGUUUACCAAUUACCAUGGCCCGAAGUGGAGUGACAGCGUUCAGCUUUGCCGUCCUACUGGCUCUAUUGGAAAUAGGUUCCUGCAUGAGAUGCUACCAAUGCAACUCCCAGUCGGACCCCAAAUGCAAGGACCCCUUCGUCCCCAACCAGAGUCUUUUAGUGGAAUGCAACAGCCAGGACUCUGUGAACUUCAACCGCGGCUACUUGAGCCAGAUCCUGCCCGCUGAGCUGAUCCACUCCGUGCCCGGCGCGCCGAGGCAAUGCCACAAAAUCAUCAUGCAAUCCGGAACAACAAUCCGUACUUGCUUGGAUGUGAACCCGGCCAGCCAGACCACGUGCAAUGCUCUGAAAAUGUCGCAGGAUGUCAACAAACAGAGCAAAUAUUGCAGCGUGUGUGACAAGGACCUCUGCAAUGGAGCUGGAUCUAUCUCCGUCUCCCUCCCACUUGCGUUCGCAGCAGCUAUUGCUACUUAUCUUUACAGCAAGCAUUAAAAAUAUUAAUUUAUGAAUUAUAUAAUAAUAAUUAUUAUAUUGUACUAAUAAUUGUUUGUCUAUGGCCAGCUUUAAACCGCCAUAUUUUUGGUCCUGAAUUCCUCCCACGCUAAUGUCGAAUACGAACUACGCGUUUCAAAUUUCAACUAAGAAGAGCACUGCCAGCAUUAAAAAUAUAUGGCUAGUAAGUGCAAAUUUGACAUUAAAAGUCAAAUUCGAGACCACUUUAUUUUUUUGCAUAUUUUUUAUGUAGGUACCUACUUUAUUCUAUUUUUGUUAGUUUGUAAUUUCUUUAAAAAUAAAUCUUAAUUUAAGCUUUCGGUUGCACAUAAACUCUAGUAAACUACAAUAUUGAGAGGUCUAAGAAUACAUAAUGCUGUCCUUUUCCUAAAUUGUGAAAGGGAUAGCAAUUUUUUUAUAUCCUGCAUUAAUCAUUAUUACAACCGAUUGUUGUGAUUGGCUGAAUUUAUGCUUUUCUUGUUGCAAUAAUGCAUUGUGUCAAUAGUGAGCGCUCUAGAUAGGGAAAUCUUGGCUUGAUCCUGAAUCAACGAUCUGUCAAAUAUUAAGUUAAUAGGAGACGUGAAAUCAAAGAAAAACAGUCAAAUGUAAGUAACAUAUUUUGACGCCUGCCAGUAACGUCGUAGCCACAAAGUUUAGACACCAGUUCCCGAUCGUAAACUGUGACAACGUUCUGUCACCAGUUCCCGUCUAAGUCGUAAACUGUGACUCGGUGUUAAAAAAAAACUGCGAUACAGAAGGAAUGAAAGGUCGUACUGUAGAAAAACUGCAUAAGUUGUUUUUGUAUGUCGAUGGAUCGACUCUAAACCAUGUUGCUACAAGCAUCAAUUUUCUAUGCAGCUUAUGAUUCUAUUGAGGGUAUCAGUUUAAUAAACUGCCAUUAUUACCCGUUCCAGGUUGCUAUCUUAGACUUUACUUAUUAGGUCUAUACUUAUUAUCGUCUUAUAUGAGAUCGCAUUUAAACACAAACUUGUCAUUAAAUAAAAAGCUUAUACAAUGUUGUACCAUUGCCUUCAACAUAUUAAACCCGUCCAAUAUUAAUGUUGUUCAUUUUGCUUGUUGGAAUAGUUAUAAUAUUACCUACUUUAUUAUAGUAAUAAUAAAACCAUUUUAAUAAGCCACUUUUGACAAUGGUUAAGAAGCAAGGACGUACAUGGUAAAAAAAGAAUAGGCAGACAUACAGUUCGGUUUCUAAAAGAUUGACUUCCAAUAAAAUAUUAUUAUCUAAUUUAUUUAAUUUGUUAAGUAUAUAAAAACUACAUAGUCUCUGCUAUACUUAUAAAGGUAUUUAAUUUUUCAUUGCAGGUUUCAAUAAUAUUAUGUGGGUGCUCCUACCAAGUGUAUACCCGUAUUAUUUGGAUUUCUGUGUGCAUUGCAUACCUAUAUACCUACCUUAUGUAGGUACCGCUAUGACCUAUCAAAAGUGGACUAUAAAAAUGGCUUUAACGUAAAUAAAAUAUUUUAAGUGUUACCAUCUACGACGUGUUGAUAUUAUAAUAUUAUUACGAUAAAUGUAAACCGUAUUAACCAAAAAAAAAACGUAGGUACCUGCUAUCCAAUUGUACAAAUAUUAUAAUGUAGAAAGAAAAUAACAGGUGUUUGAUUUCCAAAGAUAUCUAAGUAUCCAUAAGCAAAAAUGGCACUGACAUCGAAGACAAUUUAUUUUUAUAAUAUUGUAUCUAAACCAGAGUCGAUAAAUGUUGCAAAAUAUAUAAGCAUUUAAUUACCUAUGUAUCGCAAAACAUUUGUCGACCGUCCGUUUAAACCUUAGCGUAUCCAUUUUUAAUAAAAUCGAUAAAAGUAAA